CUCACGUGCAUUAAUAAUGAAGAGGAAACAUGAGAAUCUCUUUUCCUGACGCAUGAAGUUCCAGAAACCGGAAGCAGAAGCUGCAGAGGAGCAUUGGAGGCAGCAGCUGCAGCACAAACAGUGAAACGGGUCACAGAGACUCUGUUUGACUCAGACCAGGACAGGUGUGGGCCGCCAGGUGAGACACUCAGUGAUGAUGACAUCACUGUGCUGGUGAUCGUUAGACUGCACAGACCAGGAACUUCUGAUAGUCAUGCUGCGGGCUUGGUUUGCUGAUCAGCUCAGAAACGGGACAUAAAUAAGUGACAGAUGUUUCCUGCAGCUGCCACAGGGUUCUGUAUUCGGCCCUCUUCUAUGAACCAUUUCUAUAAAUCAACUGGGACAGAAUGAUGGAUGGAAAAUGUUCAUUUUUAUGCAGACGACUCAGUUAUUUGAUCCAGUCCUACAGAGCAUGUUUAGCAGAUUGUUUAGUCUUCAAAUGCUUCAUCAAAUUACUUUUUAAAAGAUGCAUUAUUGGCUUAGAUCUGUAAAUAUCCCGGAUCAGAUCGGACCACAACUACUAGCUUGAUGUUUUUCUUGGGUUUCUGCAAGAUGAACAGAGACAAAGUUCAUCUACUGAUGGUGUAACUAGCAGGUUUCCGUGUUCAGCAGCGCCAGCGCUCCGCUCCAAUCAGUCACUCAUCCCAGCUCACAAAAGCUACAAAUGUUACACUGUUUACUGAACGCAGUAAAAGUUUCAUUAAAGCAACAUGUUGACUUUGGAGCAGCUGCACCACGGCUGCAGGAUCGGUAAGAACUUGUUGUCUCAGCAUCUGGUAUGAAGACGAAUCCAGAGAAGCAGAAUCGGUUUGGAGCGUCGGCGCUUCUGGAUUAAACUAAGCUGAGCAGAAUUUCAGAUCCAGAAUCAGAAAAGAUUUUCUCAGAGGAAGUGAGAUGGAGAUGUCUGGGCAACGACUCCCUCAAUGUUUAACCGCAUGAAGGAAAUCUAGUUAAAAAGCUAAAUGUAAGUUUUCUUGUCUUGAGAUGUUUUGUAGAUGAUUUUACCUGCACAGCACUUUGUUUUAUAAAAUGAUUCAUAAAUAGAUGAUGACGACUGACUGACUCGGGUUUCGUCCACAUUUCUAGGAAAACAACCACAUUUGACCUUUAAUUCACCCUAAAAAUCAGUUGAAUGUUAAACAAUAAUUAAUAAAACCAAAAUGGAGAAGAUGGAAACCUUCAUAUUGUUCAGGGGGUUUGGGGUAGAUAAUGCACCAGUAUAGCCACAUCCUCGCUGUCUGAUUCCAAACAGGAAGUCAAGGUUGUUUGGAAGCAGUUUGAUUGGCUGAUAGGUUUUAGUGUCGCGCUAUACUGCCCCCUAUGGGUUGGCAUGGUUGAAAUGACGUUCAGGGUCGAAUUGCUGCAGGUUCUUGUGGAUGCAAAACUUUUUUUGCACCAAUGUCUUUAUUUGACAGCAAUCUGACAGGAUGGGGCAAAGAGAAGGAGAGGAACGGGAGUCGAACUUGGGACCCGUUGGGAUCUGUCGCCUCUAACCGCGGCGCAGAGCAACGCCCCGAUGAAACCGAGUCUGUGUGUAGGAUGUUAUUCAUUUCAUCGAUGUGGAAGAUAUUAGUUUCCAUUAAGACCCGGUGGUGUGGGGACAGUCUGCAUCUGCUCUCUCAGGUUCAUUACAAGCUGCAACAUGUCAACACCGCGCCGUGUUUCAAUGACCUGGACUGGCUGUGAACUCCAUCGGUUAUCUUUUAUUUACCAGGCUGUUUCUGCUGGUCUAGCUGAACUGGAAUUGCACUGAGAAAUGUUGACUCGCUCUCAACUUGCUGCUUCUUUCCGUCUCUUUUUGCUCGGACUGAAUUAGGUAAAAGGUUCAGUCUGCUCCCUCCUCCUGGCAUUCAGAAAACUUUGAGUCCAACUGACUUCAUCUCCAAACAAAGUUCUUCAGGCUCAAUGAUGUAAACCUGAUUUUCAUACCAUGUCAUUUUCUUUGACCUUUUUUGUGUUUUAUUUGUUGCCUCCUGGCCAGGACCCCUCGAGUCUUGAUGGGAUUUUAUCCUGGUUAAAUAAAAAAGUUGAGGUCGAAGGUCUUCAAUUUGCCCCUCAGGGUCUUUCGGCUCAGACGUUUGCAUGCACCUGUCUGGUCUGCUGGAGGAACUUUCUUCUCCCGUUUUGCUUCCAGGUCUUCGAUGGAAAGCUGCUGUCAGGCGUUCCAGAUGCUGGGCGAUUCCUCCGUCCUGCCGGAGCCGACAGGAACAGGUGAAUCAGGCUUCAGGUGAUGCCGAGGCACCAGCUGUCGGCAGCAGAGGGCCUGCUGAUGUCAGAAGAUCUGAUUCGACGUGGACUCACUCCAUCUGCUCCUCUCCGAUUAUAACAAGUCAUCUCCAGCCCAAAGAUCUAGUUCACACCGACGGAGUUUCUCCUCCACGUGAGCUGACGAAGACGAUGCUCUGAUUCAUCGGUGUGUGUGUGUGUGUGGUAUGAGUGAAUCAGGGAUGCUGCCUUCCUCCUCUUCCCUCCUUCCUCCUCCUCUUCUGUCGUGACGUUGGAUCAGGAGGAAACACCACAAACAGUCCGGAGAUAUUCUGAGAUCCUGCCGAGUUGUGAGUGACUCAGAGGGAAAUACCUCUGUGGACGGAGGGAGGAGUUUAUCUGCUGGAGGUAUAAUUACUGUCAGAGAGCAGAGAGGGAGAGCAGAGUGACCCGGCUCAGUGUUUGCUCAGAUUCAGAACCAGAGAGGACCGGAACCAGCACCAGAAUCUCCAACAUGACGGACUGACAGACCAGAACCUCCAGACCCAGCUCCAGCCUCUUAACUGCUUCAUCUGCAUCGCCACCCAACCCUGGCUUUGGGUUCUAACUUCAGACUGCUGUCAGAACCAGAACCCGUCUGGAUCGGUCCGUCCUGCUGCCAACUCUUCCCUCAGACCGGACCAGGAGCCUCUGGUCUGACUGGACAGAUUAGUCCUCUGUAUCAGAACCGUUCAGGAUGUCUUCUUGGGCUGUGCUGCUCUUCGCCGUUCCCGUCUUUCUUCUGAUUGGCGCCUCGGCCCUGGAGGUCGCGCCGUCCUCCGCCUGCCCCUCCUGCUCUCUGGCUCAGCUGAGGAAGAACUCGUCUUCGCCCGGCGCUCAGGGUGACAUGGUGGAGGCCGUGAAGCGUCACAUUCUGACCAUGCUGCACCUGAGUGCCCGGCCCAAUCUGACCCACCCGGUUCCUCGUGCGGCGCUACUCAACGCCAUCAAGAAGCUGCAUGUUGGGCGGGUUACUGAAGACGGCGCCGUGGAGAUACCAGAGGAAAGUUCAGGUCCUGGAACCUCAGUCGCACCCGAACCUCCAUCAGAGCUGAUCAUCUUUGGAGAGCCAGGAGACUCUCCGAACACCGUGACCUUUGACGUGUCGAAGGAGGGCGGCGCUGCCACGGUGGAGCAGGCCAAUGUUUGGAUAUUCUUGAAAAUGUCAAAGGUCAAUCGGGUCCGAAGUAAAGUGAUGCUGCAGCUGCUGUGGACUCGCCACGAUGGUGGCUCCUACAAGGAUGAGUUUGUUUCAGAGAAGAUGGUGGACAGUCGGCGCAGCGGCUGGCACACGCUCGCCCUGACGCGCGGCGUUCAGGCGCUGCUGGAUGGCGGCGGCAGCUCGCUCGGCUUGCGGGUCUCCUGCCCGCGCUGCGCCGAGGUUGGGGCGGCACCCAUCCUCACAUCCGGUGACAGAGCGAAGGCGACAGGCCAGGAUCAGUCACACCAGCCGUUCCUCAUGGUGACGCUGCGGGCCGAGGAGGCGGAGCCUCAGCGCAGGGUCAGGCGAGGUCUAGAAUGCAACGGAAAGACCCACGGUUGCUGCAAACGGCAAUUCUACGUCAACUUCAAAGACAUCGGCUGGAGUGACUGGAUUAUAGCUCCAUCCGGUUACCAUGCCAACUACUGCGAGGGGGAGUGCCCCACCCACACAAGCGGCUCGGCACUGUCCUUUCACUCAGCGGUCAUCAGCCACUACCGUCUGCGCGGCUACGCGCCGUUCCAGAACAGCAAGUCGUGCUGCGUGCCGACGCGGCUGCGCGCCAUGUCCAUGCUCUACUACAACGAGGAGCAGAAGAUCGUCAAGAAGGACAUCCACAACAUGAUCGUGGAGGAGUGCGGCUGCUCCUAGAGCAGCCUUCCCAUCAGCACUCAGGUUCUCGCUGCUGCUCCACAUUGGAGCGAGCCAGAACAUUUGCCCUGGACCGGCCGAUUGUUCUGAUCCAGAGGAACUGGAGGUUCCGACCGGAUGGAGGCCAAUCACCGUAGAGUAUUCCAACAGCUGCGUGAGGCGCAGGGAGACUUGACCCGGAAACCUUCUGGACGAUCUCACAUUUAGACCAAAACAAGCCAACAAUCAAAGUUUGUCCUGUUUUUAAAAAAAAUCCAAAUGAGACAAAAAUGUGAAAAACACCUGAACUGUUUCUGGGUCUGCUCUAAUUUAUUUGCAUAGUUUUGUCAUUAAACUGUGAUCCAACA
Molecule: messenger RNA, 4482 nt
Organism: Poecilia reticulata (guppy)
Lineage: Eukaryota; Metazoa; Chordata; Actinopteri; Cyprinodontiformes; Poeciliidae
Source: RefSeq, a predicted model, not a curated record